GGAGGAGGCGGCGGCGGCGGCGGCGCCCGCCCGGGACGCGCGUGUGCGCGGAGCUCCCGGCCCCGCUGCAGCCAGGCGGCGGCUGGAGGCAGGGGGCGGCCGGAGGGACUGUGCCGUGCCGCGCCGCGCCGGGGGCAGGGGGCCAGGCGGCCGCAGCGAUCUCGUGCCGCCUGCAUUGAAGCUGUGGCCAAGCCCAAGGGAGGGGGCUGGGGGGCUCUGAAACAACAGCAACAAAAGGUUUCUCUCAAGCAUCUCCAGGCAAACUUCCCGGCCGGGCCGCCAGCCCCGGGAGCCCCGCAUGUGCGAGCACCGGCGGUGCCCGGGCGGGGCCGGGCCGGGCACCUGCCCCCUCCCCUAGGACCCGGCUGUGGCGGGGGCCGCGCCCCCGGGUGUGCGAGACGCGGGCUGUGCGAGGGGGACUCCCCCCUCCUCCAUCUGCUGGGAUAUUUUUUUUUAAGUCCACAAAUGACAAUGGCAAUAAGGGCAAGGGAAAUCCAGGGAGACUGAAUGGGACUGAAAGGCUGCCCCCAUCCCCCCAGCCAUGUGCACUGGAGGUGUCGGGCUUAGAAAAUAACAGGUAAGAACUUUUUUUUUUUUUGCUUGCUUUCCAGGAGCUCUUAAUGCCCGAAGCGAUCCCGGAAUAAAAGGGGGGAGCAAGCAGAGAGAGCCCGAUGUGCCCUUCAGUGCCUCCUCCAUCCUGCACUGGGAGGCGGCCGGAGCAGAGGCGCUCCCCCGGCUUGGGGGCGCUUCCCACCUGGCCCGGCGGGGCCGCGGGGAGGGGGACAGCAGCCGAGCCCAUAUUGGAUGCGCUCUCUCCCCCCCGCCCCCAGCCACGGGCUCGGAUUGUAAUGAUUUAUCCCUCCAACCCCUCUGGGCAGGCGCUGCCGGAGACGCUGGGAUGUCCUGCCUCGUGCAAUACUAGACACUGAUCGCCGGCCUCCACCAGACCCGUCCGCCUCCCGGAUCCGGCACUGCCUUUUUUUUUUUUUUUUUUUUUUUUUUUUUUUUUUUUGGGGUGGGGGGAGAGGAGAGAGAGAAAAAAUGAAGGAGGACGCGGUUGCAGGGUUGCAUUGAUCGCUGCCCCCCUCGCCCAUCCCCCCAGCACAAAACCCAGCCGGGCUCCGCUUGCACCGGGACCUCCUCUCCUCGCCUCGCCUCGCCUGGCAGCGCCGCGGCGGAUGCAUUUUUCAUGAGCCCGAGGUGAACAGGUGCAGGCGGCGGGGCCGGGAGCGGCAGGAUGGAGAGCGGCGAGCGGGACAUGUACCGCCACUUCCAAGACUGGUGCUUGCGGACCUACGGGGACUCGGGCAAGACCAAAACGGUGACCCGCAAGAAAUACGAGCGCAUCGUGCAGCUCCUCAAUGGCUCCGAGUCCAGCUCCACGGAUAACGCCAAAUUCAAGUUCUGGGUCAAAUCGAAAGGCUUCCAGCUCGGCGGCCCGGACGACGGCGGCGCCAAGCAAGUGCUGUACGUGCCGGUCAAGACCACGGAUGGUGUAGGUGUAGAUGAGAAGCUGUCUUUACGGCGGGUAGCCGUGGUUGAAGAUUUCUUUGACAUUAUCUAUUCCAUGCAUGUGGAAACAGGGCCCAAUGGAGAACAAAUCAGAAAGCAUGCUGGACAAAAGCGAACUUAUAAAGCAAUUUCAGAGACCUAUGCCUUCCUACCGAGAGAAGCGGUGACACGAUUUCUAAUGAGCUGCUCAGAGUGCCAGAAAAGAAUGCAUUUAAACCCAGAUGGAGUGGAUCAUAAAGAUAAUGGAAAACCUCCGACUUUGGUGACUAGUAUGAUUGAUUACAACAUGCCAAUUACUAUGGCCUACAUGAAGCACAUGAAAUUGCAGCUACUGAACUCACAACAAGAUGAGGAUGAAAGUUCCAUAGAAAGUGAUGAAUUUGAUAUGAGUGACUCAACCAGGAUGUCAGCUGUGAACUCAGACCUUAGUUCUAAUCUUGAAGAGAGAAUGCAAAGUCCUCAGAAUCUUCAGGGCCAGCAGGAUGAUGAUUCAGCUGCAGAGAGUUUUAAUGGCAAUGAGACCGUGGGACACAGUUCCAAUGCUUCAGAAGGAACACACUGCAGGGAGAUGGCAGAAACCAACAGUAAUGGCAAAACAAAUCUGGAGCAGGAUGAGCAGCCUCUGAACCUGAGUGAUAGUCCCCUCUCUGCUCAGCUGACUUCAGAAUACAGACUAGAUGAUCACAACAGUAAUGGAAAGAACAAAUACAAGAACCUCCUAAUUCCUGACCUCAAGAUGGAACAAGAGGCAAGAGAAAAUGGAAGCAAGUCCCCAGCACAUAGUUACUCCAGUUAUGACUCUGGCAAGAAUGAAAGUGUAGACAGAGGUGCUGAAGAUCUGUCUCUGAACCGAGGAGAUGAGGAUGAGGAUGACCAUGAUGAACAGGAAGAUGCUGAGAAGGUUAAUGAAUCUGAUGGGGUAGAAGCUGAGCGACUGAAAGCUUUUAAUAUGUUUGUCAGGCUGUUUGUAGAUGAAAACUUGGACCGAAUGGUCCCAAUCUCUAAGCAGCCCAAAGAAAAGAUCCAGGCUAUCAUUGACUCAUGCAGGCGACAAUUCCCUGAGUAUCAAGAGCGUGCCAGAAAACGCAUACGUACUUACCUCAAGUCCUGCAGGCGGAUGAAAAGAAGUGGUUUUGAGAUGUCGCGACCUAUUCCCUCACACCUCACUUCAGCAGUAGCAGAGAGUAUCCUGGCUUCAGCCUGUGAGAGUGAAAGCAGAAAUGCUGCAAAAAGGAUGCGACUGGAUAGACAGCAGGAUGAGACUGCUCCAGCUGACAAACAAUAUAAACAAGAGCCAGCCCAGGUCACUUACUCAACAUCGGCUGUUUCCAGCACGCAGGAGGUGUUGUACAUCAACGGAAAUGGGACCUACAGUUACCAUAGUUACAGAGGGUUAGGAAGUGGGCUGCUAAAUCUCAAUGAUGCUUCUAACAGUGGUCCAACAGAUCUCAGUAUGAAGAGGCAGUUGGCAACCAGCUCUGGAUCCUCCAGUAGUACAAGCUCGAGACCCCAGCUGAGUCCAACUGAAAUAAAUGCAGUGCGUCAACUUGUGGCAGGGUAUCGAGAAUCAGCAGCAUUUUUAUUGCGUUCUGCAGAUGAACUGGAAAACCUUAUUUUGCAGCAGAACUGAGUCAUGUGACAUUCACACUGGUCUGGUCUUAGCUUGGAGUUUCCACUAAUGACAUUUUGAUUUCCCAGAGCAGACACUUCAGUUACUGCACAGUCUUUUAGGAGAGUUAAUUACCAUAAUGCCACACUGUUCUUGAUCCAUAAAGUGAUGUGUUAAGGUUCUUCAAGUGAACUUCGACCUCUGAUAUUUCUGAGGUACUUUAAUGUGUCCAGCAUACUGCUUUUUGUUUUAGUGUGUCAGCAUAAAUAUUGAAAAAGUGGCUAUAGAUUGUUAACUCAUUCUAACAAGUGGAGGAAACAGAAGAUGCUGUGAUGGCAAAUAUUGGUUCAAGAUCCACGUGCAAUAUUAGUGGAAUGUGCUACUGACUCAUUGGACUUAAAGCUGCAGUAUAUGGCAAAACAUUGCCAAAUGUCCUGUUACUAUAGGACAGAAUCGCAAUUAAAAGGAUCUUGUAUUUUAAAAAAAAUGUAAUUUUUAUAAAAAACAAAACAAAAACUUUUGUUUUCAUUCAGAAUUUUUCAUUUUUACUUUGGUAAACUUUUUCACUGGUCCUACAAAUGUUUUGAGGAGCUAUUGUAAGUCCCCCUUUUCCUCUCUGGAACCCCUGACUGUGCCCUUGUCUCCAACUUCAUAUUCUUUCUACAAGAAGUAACUCAAUGCUGGAUAACCCUUCCCCUGUGUACUGUAAAUUCUCAUCUUUGGAAUGCCUUCCAAAAGAAGCAUGCAUUUCAUGCAUUCAUGCCAUUCUCAACUCCAUCCUGUAAUAUAUUGCAGCUUUAUUAGGAAAUUAAUAAAGGGUUAAGGGUUUUUUUAAAAGACAUAUCACUGAAAAAAAAAUUGAUUUCUUACAGCUAGCUCAUUUAACUCCACAAUUGCUGCUGAUGUCUUGUAUAAGUCCCUCUAGUAGUGAUUGGAUGCAGAUGAUUGAAUGUGAAGAGGUUGCAAGUGACAAUCUGAAAAUUUGCACUCCUGUGUGUAUUUAUUUUUUUCCUUAUUUAAAGAAAAUACAUACAGAAAAAGGCCAUUGACAAUUCUGUUAUGAUUUGUAUAAUUCCCACGCCUAACUACGGUAAAAACUGUAAAUGGAUGCAGCUGCAACUUUAAUUAAACUCUUUCCCCCUUCUCCAUUCCCCCAUCCCCCCUCUAUUUCUUAUUUUAUAAUGUUGAUUACACAUUAAUGGUGUUUUCUUUGUGCACUAAGGCAAGCUUAUUUUUAAGUAUAUAGAGAAAAGUACUUUAGUUCUUGCUUACUGUACUGUCUGUUCUGUUGUUUAGCUUUUGUUGAAUAACAAGUUCCUUGUGCAUUCCUAAAUUUGCCUUAUUUCAUGUAAUUCAGUUUUUGACAAUGAGUUUAAGGCAUCGGUGAUAUUUUAUAUCUACUUGUUACAUAUAGUUUUCCAAGUAAUGACUGUGAUUGUGACUGAGUAAUGUGCACUUUUUCUUGUAACUGUGGACAUUGCUAUGCUUUUUUUUCUCUAGUGUUUCUAGAAUUACUGUUGCUUACAGUUAUGUAAAAGAAAAAGAACUUUUGUGAUACUGUUGGUGAAUAUUAAUGUGAAAAAGCCUAUGAAAUAUGAGUAUUUUGCAGGUACAUAGAUACACAAACAUCUCUACGCUGUGGACUAUUGUUCACAAAUUUAAAUGAAAAUUCAAAAACUGAGGGCUGGAAUCAUUUCCUCUGUUUUGUUUGGGUAAAUAAACAGAUUUCUGUGUUUAAAUACA
Messenger RNA from Alligator mississippiensis (American alligator), 4864 nucleotides. RefSeq names its product nucleolar protein 4 (gene NOL4). The record is from RefSeq and is a predicted model, not a curated record. The coding region runs from base 1238 to 3142 and encodes 634 amino acids. NCBI's taxonomy places the organism in Eukaryota, Metazoa, Chordata, Crocodylia, Alligatoridae. The transcript has 11 exons.